Pelecanus crispus (Dalmatian pelican) is the source of this 230-nucleotide messenger RNA. The record is from RefSeq and is a predicted model, not a curated record. Lineage: Eukaryota; Metazoa; Chordata; Aves; Pelecaniformes; Pelecanidae.
AUGGGUGACCUGGAGCGUUUAUCCUUGCUGAGAGAGAACAUUCUGGCUUUAAAUCCCCGAAAACAGACGCAUGCAGCUCUUCAUUCAACUGCAGCAAAGAAACAAGUCAAGACGCAAUGGAAAAGGAAUUCUGACAAAAACUGUUCAAACUGUGAGAAACUAGAAAAUAAUUUUGAUGACAUAAAGCACACGACUCUUAGCGAGCGAGGAGCACUUCGAGAAGCAAUGAG